This is a messenger RNA of Sapajus apella (tufted capuchin), 3500 nucleotides long. It is a transcript of the gene SLC52A3, whose product is annotated as solute carrier family 52 member 3. Gene Ontology annotation, biological process: riboflavin transport. Gene Ontology annotation, cellular component: plasma membrane. The record is from RefSeq and is a predicted model, not a curated record. Gene Ontology annotation, molecular function: riboflavin transmembrane transporter activity. The transcript is spliced from 5 exons. The coding region runs from base 1140 to 2549 and encodes 469 amino acids. NCBI's taxonomy places the organism in Eukaryota, Metazoa, Chordata, Mammalia, Primates, Cebidae.
AGCCGGGAUUUGAACCCAGGCAUCUGGCUCCAGAUGCUACUGCAGGGGAGAGCGCCAAGAUGGCCCGAGUCUAGGAUGGAGAAAGAGGGCAAAGCGGUGGCCACUUCUUCCAAAAUAUUCCUGAGAAGCCAGAAAUCCUGACGGUUGUUUGCCAUCCCCUCCAUUUAGGAUUACAGUAACACACUGUUGAACACUCUGGGCAAACCAAAGUAAUAUAUCUGCUUUCUGGCUUUGGCCAGUGUGUUAAUUUGCAAAUCCUGAGCUAAGUCAUUGAGAAAGGCCCUUCCACCUUCAAAAUGCCAGAUUCCCAAGCAGCCCCCGCCCUCAAAAAGCUUCAGUCUCAAGGUAUGUGCCUGCAUGCACCCACACAAGAACAACCUUAAAUGAAGGGUUCAUGGGGCCCCGAUGAGGACACCUGAGGCAGCCAGAGGUCUCCUGGAGGAUGGGAUCUUGUAGAAAGCUUGGAUGUGGACAGAAGAAGGGGCAGCACUCCAGGCCGGGGGGACAGCAGAGGCAAAGGUGUGCCACUGCUGCCUGGGAGCUCCCCCUCCCUCCUUGGGUCCUCUUGGCACCCCCAGAGCAAGCCUUGCCUGUGCCGUUAGUCAAGUCAGCUUGCUAAGGGAGGGAACAGAGUCUGAGGCCCCCAGAAGGGAGGAGCAGAGCCGACCUGCUAGCGGAUCUGACUACGUUACACCCCAGGAGUGGCUCUUCCCAGAGAGGAAAAGGCGGUAGCCAGAAAGGCAAAUGAGCAUUGGGUUUGCUCAGUGGAGGUAGGAGGAAGGAAGUCGCAGCCCUGUGGGCAAUUCCGUGUGUGGGAACCGUGCUGAGGAGCUGUCAGGGAUUCUGGAGGUUCCUGCGUCAAGUGUGGCCACAAAUUGACACUCCUGCUUUGUACUAGAAGGAAGAAGUAUGGAGUUAAAGACUGCAGCUUGAACUGAAAAACCCUGGCCAGGCCGCAUGCUGCAGGGAACCCAGUCCAGAUCCCAGGAGAGCCCCUCUGCCCCUUCGGACCCCGUCCGUCUCCCAUCUACAAAACGUGGACAUUGGCCCAGUUGACGUGUCUCUACAAAGAGGUGCAUAUACCACUGCCCCGCUGCAGGCUGAUCUGGGGAGGCCUCCGGCCCAGGGCAGAUACCGCCAUGGCCCUCCUCAUGCACCUGCUGGUCUGCAUCUUCGGAAUGGGCUCCUGGGUGACCAUCAAUGGGCUCUGGGUAGAGCUGCCCCUGCUAGUGAUGGAGCUGCCAGAGGGCUGGUACCUGCCCUCCUACCUCACGGUGGUCAUCCAGCUGGCCAACAUCGGACCCCUCCUGGUCACCCUGCUCCAUCGCUUCCGGCCCAGCUGCCUUUCCGAAGUGCCCAUCAUCUUCACCCUGCUGGGCGUGGGAACCAUCACCUGCAUCAUCUUUGCCUUCCUCUGGAAUAAGCCCUCCUGGGUGCUGGACGGCCACCACAGCAUCGCCUUCUUGGUCCUCACCUUCUUCCUGGCCCUGGUGGACUGCACCUCCUCGGUCACCUUCCUGCCCUUCAUGAGCCGACUGCCCACCUACUAUCUCACCACAUUCUUUGUAGGUGAAGGACUCAGUGGCCUCUUGCCUGCCCUGGUGGCUCUUGCCCAGGGCUCAGGUCUCACUACCUGCGUCAAUGUGACUGAGUUGUCAGACAGCAUACCAAGCCCUGUGCCCACAGGGGAGACUGACAUCACACAGGGAAUUCCCAGAGCUUUGGUGUCCACUCUCCCCAGAACGGCAGCACCGCUGUCCCACCUGGAGACCCGCUACCUCCCCGCUCACUUCUCGCCCCUGGUCUUCUUCCUCCUGCUGUCCUUCAUGAUGGCCUGCUGCCUCGCGGCAUUCUUUGUCCUCCAGCGUCAACCCAGGUGCUGGGAGGCUUCCGUGGAAGACCUCCUCAACGACCAGGUCACCCUCCACUCCAUCCGGCCACGGGAAGAGAAUGACUUGGGCCCCACAGGCACAGUGGACAGCAGCCAGGGCCAGGGACACCUAGAGGAGAAAGCAGCUCCCUGCUGCCCGGCCCACCUGGCCUUCAUCUAUACCCUGGUGGCCUUUGUCAACGCGCUCACCAAUGGUGUGCUGCCCUCUGUGCAGACCUACUCCUGCCUGUCCUACGGGCCGGUUGCCUACCACCUGGCCGCCACCCUCAGCAUUGUGGCCAACCCUCUCGCCUCCCUGCUCUCCAUGUUCCUGCCUAACAGGUCUCUGCCGUUCCUGGGGGUCCUCUCCAUGCUUGGGACCUGCUUUGGGGGCUACAACAUGGCCAUGGCGGUGAUGAGCCCCUGCCCGCUCCUGCAGGGCCACUGGGGUGGGGAAGUCCUCAUCGUGGCCUCGUGGGUGCUGUUCAGCGGCUGCCUUAGCUACGUCAAGGUGAUGCUGGGCGUGAUCCUGCGUGACCGCAGCCGCAGCGCCCUCUUGUGGUGCGGGGCGGCGGUGCAGCUGGGCUCGCUGCUCGGAGCGCUGUUCAUGUUUCCGCUGGUAAACGUGCUGCGGCUCUUCUCGUCUGCCGACUUCUGCAGCCUGCACUGCCCGGCCUAGGCCGGCCACCAACCCCGUCCCCAUCGCUAACAGCCGGCAACUGGGGUCCAGAGAGGCCAGGCCACAGAGCAAAUGGCAGAAGCAGAGAGGCAGAGUCUGACUACUUGAACCAUGAACGCAAGUGCCCACUAGGGACUGUGGGGAAGGUCACAGGCCACCCAUGGGAACGGGAAAUGCAAGGCACAGACAGCUCUACCCGCAACUCUGUGUCACAGCCCCUGUGACUGCCAGUUCAGAUCGCCUUUGCUUUGACUCUCAAGAGUGGACCGAUUUGCAGCGUGUAGCCGGAGGGGGGCCCAAGGGUGUUAGAAGGGACAGCUGGGAGGGCGAGCUGUCCCUUCAGGCUGUGUGCCUUGGAGAAAUCACUUGGUUUCUCUGUGCCUGUUUCCUCAUCCAUGCAAUGGGGAUUACCAUCCACCUCACAGGCAUGGCACGAAGACAAAAGGAAGCAGCAGCCGGCAUAAAGCAAGCUCCUGAGCCAUCUGCUGAUGUGACAAUCCAUGGUGGUGACAAGAGUGACAGUCGACACAACCUAGAAAUGGCCAGAAGGGUUGAGAAAGGCCCCUGCCCUCUCUCCUUUGCCCCGAAGUCUCACAGAGGAGCUUCUGCAAGACAGGUGGCUAACGGUCGAAUCUUGAGCAUCUGGGCUCCCGGAUUCCCAGCAGGGACGAUGUGGUACCCCCACACCCCUUCCUGUCAUCCUUCCUGGCCCAUGAAGCCCUACUUGUGGGAGAGUAAGUGCCCUCCCGGAGGCAGGCGGAGAUGAUUUGCUGGUGGGGCUAGGGAAGGCCCACCCAUGAACCUCUGAAAGCACACUCCCCCACCAGGCUGGAGACCAGAUAUGCAGAACCCCUGGAAGUAUUAUCUCAAAUGGAGGGGGCGGGUGAUGAUUGUUAUUUUGUUUUACUUUUUGUUUUUCAUUUUUUUAAAUAAAGACAUUCUCUGCUUUUA